This is a messenger RNA of Racocetra persica, 1723 nucleotides long. The record is from the annotation of a GenBank genome assembly. NCBI's taxonomy places the organism in Eukaryota, Fungi, Glomeromycota, Glomeromycetes, Diversisporales, Gigasporaceae.
AUGGUCAAGUUUAUGACAUGGAUCCAAUCAAAAGAGUUUGCUUCUUAUAUCGAUGCUAAUUUUAUUGCUGCAUCACAAACCCCAGAUUAUUCAAAGGUACAUAGGCAAAGCCAAGCAAUGGGUUGGUUUUGGUGGUCAAAAGAGCCGAAGAUUGAAAAAUAUUCGAUCGAAAAUUUAAAACGCUUAAGCGCUUUGCUUUUAGAUGGCUCGAAACAUGGCAGCAAUGACGAAGAAAUGAUUGAAUCGAUGAAAGAAAUUACUCAAAUUCUGAUUUGGGGUGAUCAACACAAACCCGCAAUUCUCGAGUAUUCUGAAGCCACUAAAUUCUUCAAUUCGGAUGAGAGCAUGGUUCGAGUUGCCGUCCGAACGAUCACAUUGAAUAUAUUUGCGGUUAAUGACGAACAGAUGCAGGAUUUCAUCUUGGAUAGAAAUGCCGCUCCAUAUUUUUCAAAUCUGGUUUAUUUCAUUGCUAAUCACGCGUCAAUUUUGAACGAUAUAGUUACUUCUCCAACAUAUCACAAACAAUAUCCAAAAUUUAAUUAUUAUAUUGCUGAACAUUGCGACAAUUUUUAUUAUAUCAAUGACAUUAUUAAUUUAAAUAAUGAAAAGAUGAACACGGUUUUGACAACACGUUUAAUGGAUUUACUGUUACAACCUAUUUAUGCUGAUAGUUUGGUUGACAAGAAGUUGCUACCAUCCCAGCAGAAAACACGAAUCAAUUCUGUUGUUGCUCUUGCGCUUUUAUGUCAUGUUUUACAUAUAUUCCGUCAUCCCCCGCUAGUUACAGACAUGGUAGCUAUGCUGUUUUCAAACUCCCCAGCUAUGAUGGAUUAUUCAUGCUCACCCCCAACGAGAUUUGAACGGUCGAGUUCCUCAUUUCGGAGGAAUCUAUAUCGGGAAGCUAUCAUGGGAUUCCUAGUUCCAGAUUUGUCCGCAGGCCAUCCCGACUUGAAUACUCUUCCUGCUCUUUGUUUGCUUUAUAUGUCAUGUAGAAACCAUGCAAUAGCGCCUGAUGUUUUAAUAGCAACCGAUGUGUACCCCCAAAAGUUGCUAAAAUCACGUCGUCUGUUGGACACUUUAAUAAGUGAUUCAGACGAAUACUUUCCUGAUGACGCUUCAUUAUGUGAAAGGCAAUCCUUUGAUACAGAAUCAAUAUUUUCAAAUUCCACAUCAACUUCUCAAGUGAAACCGUUAUUCAUCGAUAGAAAUGACGAAUCACAAUAUAAUGUUCCAAGUUACAAAUCUGUGCGUGGGCUAUUUAUUGACGAAGAAGAUUGCCCACAAUAUGGAUCAUUUUCAAUACCCACUAUAAAAAUAUCCUGUGAUGAUGUAUAUGAUAAUGGACCACAACAUACAAGAAAUUAUCGAGAAGAAUUAAUUAAAUUGAUUCUGACGUUAUUGUGUCAACAUUAUCACCAUUGUCGACUAAUAACACUUCAGAUGGCUGCUGAAGUUUUAUUAGAACUAUUAUAUUAUAAUGGAUCUGGUGAAUGUUUAACUCCAGACCAAAUGGAAUUAAUGAUUAGAGCGGAGAACGAAAUACAAGAAUUAUUAAAACCGUAUUUUUCUAAUAAUGACGAAUCUCCUUUGAAUGAAAGUGAGAAGACUUCUGCCGAUUCUAUGUUUGGUGGCGAUAAACAUGUUGGUGAGAUUAUAAUGAGUGCCAAACUAUUAUUUCCACCGCCGAUCGAAACGGACAAAGAAAAGCAAAAGAUUGUUGAUG